This is a messenger RNA of Boeremia exigua, 1254 nucleotides long. RefSeq names its product GPI anchored protein-like protein. The transcript is spliced from 3 exons. Lineage: Eukaryota; Fungi; Ascomycota; Dothideomycetes; Pleosporales; Didymellaceae. Bases 1 to 1254 code for a protein of 417 amino acids. The record is from RefSeq and is a predicted model, not a curated record. Gene Ontology annotation, cellular component: periplasmic space. Gene Ontology annotation, molecular function: lyase activity.
AUGCAUUUCACGAUUUUCGCUACCGUGACCGUCCUCGCUGCGCUCGCCAGUGCGAUCCCAAGUCAGCAACACUUUGAAUUAACAAAAUUCGCCCAUCCAGGUGCACUUCAUAAUUCGAAAGACAUACAGCGCAUCAAAGCGCGCGUUGCGGCAAAAGAUGAGCCAUGGUUCAAAGCUUUUCAGCAUCUGUCAACUCGUCCGGUUGUGCAGACUACCUGGAAAUCGAGCCCCAAGGAUAUCCUCGUGCGAUCAGCGACUGGCAGUGUACCUGGAAGCAAUCUUACCAACAACUAUCCUUCGGCAUACCGCGAUGCCCACUCGGCAUACGGCCUCGCUCUGCGGUGGUUAGUCACCGGCAACACCAGCUUUGCUAAUGCUGCGAUCAAAACUUUGGAUGGCUGGGGCAGCACGUUGAAGUCUAUCGACGGCAACGAAGACAGGUACCUCGCCGCUGGCCUGUAUGGAUAUCAAUUCGCCAACGCCGCCGAGCUUCUCCGCGACUAUCAAGGUUGGCCGAAGAAGAAUCAGACUGCUUUUGGCAAUAUGCUGAGCACAGUGUUCGCUCCCCAGAACCACUACUUUCUCACCACGCAUGUCGGCAAGCCCGACUUCUACUACGCGAACUGGGAUCUAUGCAAUAUUGCCUCUAUGAUGGCAAUUGGUAUCUUCACUGACAACACAACCAUGUAUAAUUGGGCUGUGGAGACUUUCUUGAAUGGCCUGCCGGAUAGUAGCGUCGUGAUCAAUGGCGCUCUUCCGUACUUUUCGAUUGCGAAUUUCACAGAAGAAGGAAGCGGCAAGACUUUGAUGCAGGGACAAGAGGCAGGCAGGGACCAAGGUCACGCAACGCUGUGUUUCGCACUUCUGGGCGUGAUUGGCCAGCAGGGAUACAACCAGGGCGUCGACCUAUAUGGAGCUUAUGGAAACCAGAUCCUGAAUGGCGCCGAGUAUGCAGGCAAAUUCAACGCCGGGAAUUACUCCGUUCCAUAUACACCCUACCGUAGCUGGGAAGGUAUUCUUCCGGUCGUCGCUCAGAAGCAACGCUUCAGCAUCCGACCGGGGUUUGAGGCCAUCUAUGCGCACUACAACGAUAUUCGGGGCAUGAACGCAUCCUGGACAAAGGCAUACCGCGAUUUUGUUAAUAAGAACCUGACUGCAAAUAUCGAGGGCGGUGGUGGCGAUUAUGGUCCAAACUCUGGAGGAUUUGAUGCAUUUGGCCAUGGAACUCUGCUGUACAGGAUCAAGGGGCAGUAG